GGGAAAAAAGAAAUUGAAAUAGCGAAGUGAUAAAAAAGUAAAACUAGUCAAACAUAAAGAGACACAAGCAUUAGUUGUUAAACAAGUGAUAGAGAAGGCUUUAAAAUUGUGUCUGCGUUUGCGAUCACCGGAAGUGAUGGAAGGAUGGAAGAUGAAAAGCGACGAGGCUGGUGAAUCUCAAGUGAAUCCCAAUGACAAUGCAAGUUGACUAACGACAACUGAAUUGGAAUUGGAACUAGAAUUUCCAAUGACAACCUCAAAUCUCACCCUCUCCCUCUCACUCUCACUCCUCCUCCUCCUCCUCUUGGCCUUCACUGACCACGCCGCCACCACCACCUCCGCCCCCUUCGUGGGCGUCAACAUUGGCACCGACGUCUCCACCCUCCUCCCCCCAGCCGCCCUCGUCAACUUCCUGAACCGCCAAAAGAUAACCCACGUCCGCCUCUACGACGCCAACCCGGACCUCCUCGGCGCCCUCUCCGGCACCGGCAUCUCGGUGACCAUCUCCGUCCCCAACAACCAGCUCCUGGCCAUCGCCUCCUCCAACGCCACCGCCUCCAACUGGAUCCGCAAAAACGUGGCCGCCCGCCUCCCCGGCACCCGCAUCACCGGCAUCUCGGUGGGCGACGAGGUCCUGAGCAGCGUCCCCUCCUCGGCGCCCCUCCUCCUCCCCGCAAUUGAGUCUCUCCACGGCGCCCUGGUGGCCUCCAAUCUCCAGAAGCAGGUGGUGGUUUCCACCCCUCACUCCUUCUCCAUAAUCCUCAACUCUUUCCCUCCCUCCCAAUCCUUCUUCAACCAAACCCUAGAACCCUUCCUCCUCCCUCUCCUCCGCUUCCUCUCCCAAACCAAUUCCCCCUUAAUGCUCAACCUCUACCCUUACUACGUCUUCAUGCAAAACAAAAACCUCAUCCCUCUCGACAAUUCCCUCUUCAAACCCCUCUCUCCCUCCAACCACAUGGUCGACCCCAACACUCUUCUCCACUACACCAACCUCCUCGACGCCAUGAUCGACGCCGCCUACUUCUCCAUGAAGAACCUCAACGUCACCGACGUCCUCGUUCUCGUCACCGAAACCGGCUGGCCUUCCAAGGGGGACUCCAAGGAACCCUACGCCACACCUUCCAAUGCUAUCACCUAUAAUUCUAACCUCAUUAAGCAUGUUUUCGAUCGCAGUGGCACCCCUUUGCACCCCGAAACCACUUCCUCUGUUUAUAUAUAUGAGCUUUUCAACGAGGAUUUGAGGUCCCCGCCGCUGUCUGAGGCUAAUUGGGGCUUGUUUUAUGGGAAUGCCACGCCGGCUUACUUGCUUCGUGUUUCCGGGGUUGGGGGUUUUCUGGCUAGUGAUGAUGCUAACCAGACUUAUUGUGUUGCUGCUGAUGGGGUUGAUUCUAAGACUUUGCAGGCUGCGUUGGAUUGGGCGUGUGGUGUGGGCAGGGCUAAUUGUUCCGAUAUUCAACCUGGGGAGACUUGUUAUCAGCCUAAUAAUGUUAGGAAUCAUGCUUCUUAUGCUUUUGAUAGCUAUUACCAGACUCAGGGCAAGUCUCCCGGGUCUUGUGACUUCAAAGGGGUGGCUAUGAUCACAACGAGUGACCCCAGUCACGGCAGAUGUAUAUUUCCUGGAAAUAAGAAUUUAAGCAACAAGACAAAGCAAGUGGUAAACACUACUGAAUCAAGCAACGCAGGGGAUAAUUUAAGGUUCAGAACCUUUAGAAGCAUCAAAAUAAGUGCAAUCAACAUCAUUUGGCACAAUUACUUGGUUGCUGCUUUCCCCGUUUUGUUGUUAUUCCUUUUGUGAGGUGCAAAUAAUUAUUUUUAGUUCAUUUUUUGAGGGGCGGGGGAGGAUAUGUAGGAUUAUUUUGUAUUUCUUAGAGCAAAGAAUUUCUGGAUGACUUGCUGUUCUAAACUUAGUGCUUAAGAUAGGUGCUUCCUUUCAAGAAAGUAAGAGAGGCGUGGGGGGUUCUUGUAAUUAAAUAUGUAUCUUGAAUUAUAUUUGUAGUAUAUGAACAUAAAAGAAAUGAAUAUUCUCAAGUGAAUAUUUUAUAUGA
Molecule: messenger RNA, 2045 nt
Organism: Cajanus cajan (pigeon pea)
Lineage: Eukaryota; Viridiplantae; Streptophyta; Magnoliopsida; Fabales; Fabaceae
Product: glucan endo-1,3-beta-glucosidase 1
Biological process (GO): carbohydrate metabolic process
Molecular function (GO): hydrolase activity, hydrolyzing O-glycosyl compounds
Source: RefSeq, a predicted model, not a curated record